GACCCCUCCACCUGCCCUCCGCACUACGCAGUACCUUCGCCUCUCCCCUCGCAUCGUCCUCUCCUCCACCCUCUAUCUCGACGCCCGCCAUGUCCCCUGGCUAAACGCCCAUCCUUCCAUCUUCCACUCUGCCCUCGGCGAGCUCCGAGAUCGUCUCGUCAAGAAGCUGGAGAGGGAGGCCAAGGUCAUCACCAAGCACGGCCUGGGUAGCUCUCGAGGAGGUGGGCGAGGAGGCAAGAGGGGAGAAGCGCUAGGUGGAGGCUGGACGAAGCGUCUCUGGGGUGAAAUGAGCGGCAAUGAGCAGGUCGAUGUGGUUAGGAAGGGCGACUUUCAUCUUGCCUUUUUCUUCAAGAAGAUGAAUGCAGCGCACGGGGUGUUGUUGAAGGAGGUGGAGAAGACUUUUCCGAAGCAGAAAGCUACGACGAGCAGCGGCAGCAGCAGCAGCAGCAAGAGAAGACGUACUGAGGAUCCAGGGGUCGUGCGAUUGGAAGAGGAAGAAGAAGGCGCGGGCGGGAUUGAGGUCAAACCUGAUCCUGAGGAUGAGGAGGCAAAUGGACUAGGCGGCCUCCCUGCUCCUGGGCAAGGACUGGACAGCGAUAACGAUGAAGAAGACGACGAAGGCUUCACUAUGCAUCCCGGAGCCAUGUACGAGGACGAGGACACAAAGCCCAAGUUCAAGCUCAAGGUACGAUACAAUGGAUUCCAGAUGUAAGUCAAAGAUCACCGCGAGCAAAGCUACUCUCUCCCAUCAAGGCUGACCCAUCUCUCGCCAGCUUCCCCAAAUCCCUCACCUUGGUUCUCGAGCCCUCACCCUCUGCUCGUGCGCGCUCACCGCACCU
Molecule: messenger RNA, 839 nt
Organism: Jaminaea rosea
Lineage: Eukaryota; Fungi; Basidiomycota; Exobasidiomycetes; Microstromatales
Exons: 1
Coding region: 287-712 (141 amino acids)
Source: RefSeq, a predicted model, not a curated record